Messenger RNA from Eucalyptus grandis, 843 nucleotides. RefSeq names its product phosphatidylinositol/phosphatidylcholine transfer protein SFH6-like. The record is from RefSeq and is a predicted model, not a curated record. NCBI's taxonomy places the organism in Eukaryota, Viridiplantae, Streptophyta, Magnoliopsida, Myrtales, Myrtaceae. Bases 221 to 775 code for a protein of 184 amino acids. The transcript is spliced from 2 exons.
UCCUCAACCUUCCCUUCCCUUGUAAUUUUUCUCUCUGUCCGGAAAGUUUACAGACUCAUCGGUACGUUUCGUUAGAGACUCCUUCGAUCCCGGGUCGUAGCUGAUUACAGAUUGAGUCUGUGAUCCCACACGAGGGUCUUGGUCCUUCCUAUCAUCAGUCGCUGAAUGGUUAAAGUUCCAGUUUCAGAAACCGAGAUUGCUAAAUGCUUAAGGUGAGCGAAUGGAUAAGCUCGGCAGACUCGAUGAAAGUGAUAAAGUCAUAACCAUAAUAAGAGGAGAUGGAGAAGGGGAAAAGCUGCUGACUGCUGUGGAACCGCCCUUCACUCAAGGCGCGGCACAGUGUUCGCCAGUGCCGUGGAAUAAAGAGAAAAAAGGGUCCUGGUUGUCCAGUUUAAGCAUGAAGAGUAUGAAGAGCAUGAAAAGCAUGAAGAGCAUGAAGUCUGCACUGUCUUAUCCUAUCAAGUUUAGGGAGUCAUUGAAGAAGAUCACCAGGAGCCAGAGCAUAAACAUGUAUGUUGAGGGAGUCCCCGAUAAUCCAAAGGAAGCGCAAAUUGUUGAGUCCUUUCGGGAACUACUCUUUCUCGAGGGCCAUAAUCCAGGGAAACAAUUUCACUACGACACCCUAUUGCGAUUCCUAAAGAUGAGGGACUUUGAUGUUUCGAAAGCAAAAGAAGUUUUUCUUAACUAUCUUAAGUGGAGGGAAGACUAUGGGGUUGAGGCGAUUUUGAAGGCGACACUUUCUAUCCUCUUUAAUUGUUCUUGUAUUUUUGUUUGAACGCCACAUUACAAGUUAUUUGUUCGUCUUUUGCAAGGGACUGAUCUGUUUGAGAUAUUGCAGGAGUU